CCGCGUGGACAUCUGACCCCACGUCCAUAGGUGAGCAGCAGGAACUUCCCGCCAGUGCACGCUGAUUGUGGAUGGCACGGCGAAUGGCAAUAAAAUCCCUCAGUGGAAAUUGACAUUCCGCCUCAGAGUCUUCUUGCGCGUCCUGGGGUUCGCGGCAUUUGCACAGCACAAUCCCUCCGCGAUUUGAGUUCUGCAACGAUGUCACAAGUUUACAACCUGUUUGUUAUCAACAAGUCGGGAGGCCUAAUCUACUACAAGGACUUCGGUUCAACUGCAAAGCUUGAUACAAAUAACAGUCUCCAACUGGCGAGUGUAUGGCACUCUCUUCACGCCAUCUCCAUGGAGUUUUCACCCGUUCCGGAUUGCACCGGAAUCGAGUUCCUGGAAGCUGAUAAUUUCGACUUGCAUUGUUUUCAGACUCUGACAGGGACGAAGUUCUUCGUGGUGACAGAGACGGGAGCAGUGGGAAUUGAUGGUCUGUUGAGGGUAGUAUACGAACUGUAUGCAGAUUAUGUCCUUAAAAACCCAUUUUACGAGGUGGAGAUGCCAAUCCGUUGCGAACUGUUUGAUUAUCACUUGAGUAAUCAUAUACGAGGGGGGAAGGACCGACCCACAGGUGGCUCCUUCCGGUAACUGGGAUCUGCUACUGGCAGAAAUCUGGCUGCACAUUCCUAUUCCUUCGCGAGAACCACUUUCACUUUGGGUUUUUCUACUCGUAUAUUCUUGGUACCUUUCUUUGAUUGUCUUCGGCCUCAUUUGUCAGCAAUCCCUGUGGUAGUGCGCAUGGAGAUUUGAUUUUUUUUCAGCUGCUGUGGCAGACAAAGAAGAAUGGUUUUCUCUCCUUUCCAAGGGAUUGAUUGAUUGAUUAUAAUUUUCCCAGGGUGCAAGAACACCUAUGCAUGUGAAAUAAAAAGGCUGCUUGGUG
Molecule: messenger RNA, 925 nt
Organism: Chara braunii
Lineage: Eukaryota; Viridiplantae; Streptophyta; Charophyceae; Charales; Characeae
Source: the annotation of a GenBank genome assembly